AUGGAGGUUAGGUCAACAACCACAGACGACUCACCACCCAGCUCUCCGAGCUCGGCAUCCUUCCGCUCAGUCUCAAUGAGCCCCGCAAAGGACAUUCCAGACAAGCUCGAACUCUCCCGCGAAACCUCAAACGUCAGCAAUGUCUCCACCUCUGAUCGCUCACCACCUUCCUCGCCCAAGCCAGCCAGCAGACCAGUCCUCGACAUUGGCGCAAUCAUGGCGUCAAGAGUAGGCGGUGACCCGGAGGACGACGACAUUGACUCGCCCCUCGAGAGGAGGAUCAGCAACGUGAGCGAUCUUAGCGGUACAGCAAGCGACGCCUCGGACAGUGCAGCCGCAUGGGGCUCGUCCUCUGCCUUUGCGAACGGAUCGGCCACGACCGCUGCAGCCUCUGCCUUGUUCGGUAACAGGAUGAAUGCAAGCGCCGUGCACAAGGAAGACGACGACGGCACGAGCACUCCCAUCGCCACCGCUUCCUCGCAACCUGUUCCCAUUCCUUCCUCGCCAGCCCGCAGCGCGACCGCAAGCAGCUCCGGCAGCCCGAAGAGCCCCGUUGUCAGCCCCCUAGGCCCUAUCGCCGAGUCCAUCCUUACGAAGGAGAACGCUCGGCAGUCGCUCAUCUCACAGAAGGAGCGCGAGAAGGAAUUUGACAAGGAGGAGAUCAUCGCCAGCAGCGAGGAGGAGAAGGACGAGGUCCCCGCCACCUUGCCCGACAUGAAGACGCCGUCGAAGCACAAGCGGAACACGUCGAGUGCGUCGGCCGUGUCGCAGACGUCGUCGGUGUCCUUUGAGGAAGUUGGAUUCGGUGACGAGUCUCCCGGCUGGAAGGAAGACCCCCUUUACCCAGCAUCCGAGUACUCGCGGGCUAGUAGCCAGUUCUCCAGCCCGGCCACAAGACUCUACAACGGCAAUGCGCAGGCCGCCAGUCCGACCGCUAGCGAACGCACGAUUUACGGUGCCCUCGCGAACUCGACGUCGAGCCAGAAGGCGGCGUCCCUCGGCCUCAGCAACGCUGGCACGACGGCCGUCCGCGACGGUGAUGUCGACCUCGUGCUUGGCGUUGCUGUCGUCGACUUCAACCACCUUUUUGCCUACCCGCAAUCCCUCCACGAUGCCCUUAUGGCCGACGAGAACUUUGCCCGGCUGCUCCCCUUCCUCGCCCUCCCUGACGGAGCGCACCUUAGCGAGGAAGACUACUCCUACUUCCGAGAUUCCGCCACGCAGGACGUUGUUCGGCAUCUCAUCGCUGCUGCGGAUCUGCUGCAAAAGUCAUCCGAUGUGACACGCAGCAUGGUCCAGAAAGCCGUCAUUGUGCUUGCCUCGCAGCCCGUCUUUGGCCCGGUCCGCGACCGUCUCGGUGUCGUCACGAAGGCAUUCUUUGCACAGCGCGAUUUCGGCAGCACGCAGAUCCUGCAGGACUUUUACACGAGCCUCGAGGCUAGCCUGGAGGGCAAGGCCGGCGAGAGCGCAAUUUACAUGGGUGAGCUGCAUUCUAGCGCUCUAGCUAACAUCAGGCACCUCGCUGCGCGAGCUCGUCCACAAGUUCCGCCACCGCACGCUUGUGCUUCUCAAGAUGCUGCUGCUGCAGCGUCGCAUCAUGUUGUUUGGAUACCCAGUGGAGAUGCUGUGCACGUACCAGUACAGCCUGGUUUCCUUAAUCCCGGGACUCCUGAUGGCUUUGCGACGAGCGACCGAGCGAGUCUGCUGCGGUACAUGGGUCUUCCCGACUCGUGCUUCCAGCCGUACCUGCCGCUGCAGCAAAUCGAUAUGCUCGCGGCGCGUUCAUGGCUCGUGGGCACGACAAACCAGAUCGUGACGCAGCAGCGGGACUGCUCUUACGACCUGCUCGUGAACAUUGACGAGAACACGUUCACGUUCUCGGACCCGAAGCUCGAACGCGUCGUCGGGCUGACGGCGGCGGACCGUACGUGGAUGAACGAGAUGGUGCGCGUCGUCGAGGACACGUACAACCUCCCCGAGGGCGAACGGCCAGGCUUUGUCGGCAGCGACGACGACCUGCGCGCACGUUUCGAGGAGUACAUCUGCGCCUUCCUCGCAUCGAUCAAGUACGCCGACUUCAUUGGACACGGGCCGUUAGCGAAUGCGCCCCCCGCCGCGUCGGGGGUCACGACCGAGGUCAACCCACUCAUUAACUUUGGUGAGCCGUUCGCUCAGUACUUCCGCAUGACGCCGGCUGCCGAGAUCUGGGACCAGUGCACGGACCCGACGAUCUUUGACCUCUCGGAGCCGCGACACCCAUGCGAGGGCAAAGCCACUGCCGUGUCUGACUUGUCUAUCCGUUUGUCGGAGGGUCUGCACGACCUGCGCAUUGACGAAACGCUGGAGAGCACACGCGAGACGCUAGCCAACGCGGGCGCGACGGUUUCCUCGACGCUCUUCCGCGCGUUCGACGGUGUGCGCAGCGAGGUCAACAACCGCCUUGAGGCCGAGCGUGCCCGCCGCGCCGCGGCAACCGCGAAUAGCGAUGCCAACGGGCGCCGAGUAUCGGGUGCGUCGCAGGCCUCCAAGGCGAGCGUCGGCAACGCAAGCGCGAGCGGCGUGUCCCUCGCGUCGCAGGCCUCCGGAAGCAGCGGGAGCAACACGCCGUCAUCGCCUCUUGCGCCGAUUGGAUCGACGCUCGGCGGGUGGGGAGCGAGCGUCAGCGGCUUCUUCGGUAGCAAGUGGAAGAGUGCCGGACCGCCGCCGGUCGAGCGAAGGAAUAGCGGUCUCAGGCCUAUGAGCCUCCAGGGCGGGUCUCCUAAGAGGAGCGAGAGCCCGACGAAGCGGGGUGCGGUGUAA
Trichosporon asahii var. asahii CBS 2479 is the source of this 2799-nucleotide messenger RNA. RefSeq names its product cytoplasm protein. NCBI's taxonomy places the organism in Eukaryota, Fungi, Basidiomycota, Tremellomycetes, Trichosporonales, Trichosporonaceae. Gene Ontology annotation, cellular component: cytoplasm. The record is from RefSeq and is a predicted model, not a curated record. Bases 1 to 2799 code for a protein of 932 amino acids. The transcript is spliced from 6 exons.